CGUUAACAACGAGGGACUCGAAGCCUCAAUACUCAAAUCAGCGAUUCCUCCGAAGCUGAAGCUCUCCCUCCAUCUCUCCCUCCUACACAUCCGUUUCUCCUAAUUCCUUCUGUUUUUGUAUUUCUCUUGAAUUGAUAUUCAGAGCAUUGCAAAUUUGCAAUGGAUUCUGCUACUCUAAAGAUAACGUCAUUCGUAGUUUUUCCUAAAUCGCCACAGAAAUUUAGAAACCCAAAUCAUAAUGUUCUAUCUGGAUUUCGUUUCAACGGGAAGAUUUAUGCCAUCUAUCUCAACGGCUCUGUUUCUCCUUCUGCUUCCCAAAAGGCUCAAUCAAGUUCAGGGGGAGAUGUCCAUAGACGGAGAAGCAGUCUUGAGUCUCUGUUCUGUUAUGAUAAGGCUAUACCGGAAGAAAGAAUUGAGAAGCCUGUUGGGAUAUCUUUGGCUGAAAAAGUAAUUGGAGAUAAUCCACGAUGCACGGAUUGCCAAGCCAAAGGUGCAGUACUUUGCAUGACUUGCUCUGGUUCAGGCUUAUAUGUUGACUCGAUAUUGGAGAGCCAGGGCAUUAUUGUCAAGGUUCGCUGCCUAGGUUGUGGAGGAACCGGUAACAUAAUGUGUUCAGAAUGUGGAGGCCGUGGUCAUCUUGGACCCAAUUGACUUGUGUGGUUUGCUUCUUCUGUUAUUUAAAUUUUGUUGUAGCCUGUCUGCUGUAUUUAUCUUUAAUAUUGCAAUACCAAGUAAGACACGUAUAUUCUAGUUGUGUAGCCUUUCAAUUUUGUUUGAUUCAUUAGUUGUUGAUAUGUGACAUAAUUUACAUGGAGAUCUGUUGAUAUAAUAUAAUCAAUGGUUUAAACUGCA
Alnus glutinosa is the source of this 852-nucleotide messenger RNA. RefSeq lists its product as uncharacterized. The transcript is spliced from 3 exons. The coding region runs from base 160 to 651 and encodes 163 amino acids. Lineage: Eukaryota; Viridiplantae; Streptophyta; Magnoliopsida; Fagales; Betulaceae. The record is from RefSeq and is a predicted model, not a curated record.